Eimeria tenella is the source of this 873-nucleotide messenger RNA. RefSeq lists its product as uncharacterized. NCBI's taxonomy places the organism in Eukaryota, Apicomplexa, Conoidasida, Eucoccidiorida, Eimeriidae. The transcript has 3 exons. The record is from RefSeq and is a predicted model, not a curated record. The annotation marks the transcript as partial.
GUUGUUGAAAUCACUGAUGACAGACACCCCCUCCGCCUGGGGGCCCCCCUAGACCGCCCAGUCUUUGCGCUGCGCUAUAUGGGGCCCCCCAUCCCUGGGGGGCCCCCAGGGGGGCCCCCAGGGGGGCCCCCAGGGGCCCUCGAGGGGCCCCCGAGGAGGGUACUGUUUGGAGAGCGCGUUGGCUUCAUCUGCAGCAACAAGGAGAACGCGGAUGCUGCUGCAGCUGCUGCUGGAACGGAGCAGCAGCAGCAGCAGCUGCAGCAGGAACAGCCUCGCGGGGACACGCGGAAGAAGAGGAAGCAGCCGCAGCAGCAGCAGUCCAAAUCCAGCAGCAACAGCAGCAGCAGCAGCAGCAAUAGCAGCAGCAGCAGUAGCACAGAGGGUGAUGGCACGGAGCAGCCAGAUGAGCUUUCCUUUUCGCUUUCUUUUUCUGCUCCUGCUUUUGCUGCUGCUGACGCUUCAGCAGCAGCAGCAGCUGCUGCUGUCAAGUAUGCUGCUGACCCCGCGGACACGUCGCUGCUGUUGCCUUCAGACGACGAGCUGCAGCAGCAGCAGCAGCAGCAGCAGCGCAGGAAAGCGCCAGCGCAGCAGCAGCUGCCGUGGCUUGAAGCAGCAGCAGCAGCAGAGCCGCAGCUGUUUGCCAAGGAAGCAGCAGAAGGGUAUUAUCUCCCUUGGGAUGCUACCACCCCAAAGCCGCGAGGCCUGCCUUUGGGUCUGCAGCAGGUGCCUGUGGGGGAGGUGGUUUAUGUGGACGGGUGGCCGCAUGUGCUGCUGACUUCCAUUCCGGGGGUGCCGCUGCAGCAGGGGGAGCAGCUUUUUGUGGAUUAUGGAUUUGACUGGGCAGCAGCAGCAGAUGCUGCUGCUGUGCGUUAC